AACCGGAAGCUGCUGAUGAUGCCGGUUGUUGAUGUUUCUGUUGGCUGGGAAGGAGCUGGAAAAUGACUGAGAUUGUGGAGCGGACGCUGACAGCUCUUCCCGGGCUUCUCCUUCAGGACUCACCACCCGGGGCUGGCUCAAAACUAGGAAGUCUAAUCAAGAGCAUCACGGCGCUUAGUUCUAGACAGGAAGAAGAAAAAUUAAUUCAACAAGAACUUUCCAAUUUAAAAGCAACGGUUGCCUCUCCAAAUACAACUCUGAGACAGAUGAAAGAAUGCAUGGUUAGGCUCAUUUACUGUGAAAUGUUGGGGUAUGAAGCAGCUUUCGGAUACAUUCACGCCAUCAAGUUGGCCCAACAAGGGAAUUUACUUGAGAAAAGAAUAGGCUAUCUGGCAGUGUCUCUGUUCCUACAUGAAAACCACGAGUUGCUGCUGUUGCUGGUGAAUACCGUACUAAAGGACCUACAAAGCACCAAUCUUGUUGAAGUUUGCAUGGCACUCACUGUGGUCAGUCAGAUCUUCCCACGGGAAAUGAUUCCAGCUGCUCUGCCUCUGAUAGAAGACAAACUGCAGCAUUCAAAGGAAAUAGUAAGAAGAAAAGCUGUUUUAGCAUUAUAUAAAUUCUACCUGACGGCACCCAAUCAAGUUCAGCACAUCCACGAGAAGUUCCGGAAGGCGCUGUGUGACAGGGACGUGGGAGUUAUGGCCGCCUCUCUUCAUAUCUAUCUGCAGGUGAUCAAGGACAACCCGUCUGGCUACAAGGACCUAACAGGUUCCUUUGUUACUAUUCUGAAGCAGGUUGUUGGAGGGAAACUACCAAUUGAUUUCAGUUAUCAUAGUGUGCCUGCACCCUGGCUCCAGAUACAACUUCUGAGGAUCCUGAGACACUUAGGAAAAGAUGACUUGCGAUCCAGUGAAUUAAUGUAUGAUGUACUUGACGAGUCUUUAAGGCGAGCAGAGAUAAAUCACAAUAUCACUUAUGCCAUUUUGUUUGAGUGUGUGCAAACCAUAUAUACAAUCUACCCCAAAUCGGAUUUAUUUGAAAAAGCUGCCAAAUGCAUUGGAAAGUUUGUUCUUUCUCCAAAGAUCAACCUUAAGUAUUUAGGACUCAAAGCUCUCACAUUUGUUAUUCAGCAGGAUCCCAACCUGGCACUUCAGCAUCAAAUGACUAUAAUCGAAUGCUUAGAUCACUCUGACCCCAUCAUUAAAAGAGAGACACUGGAACUGCUGUAUAGAAUAACCAAUGGUCAGAACGUCACUGUGAUAGUUGAGAAAAUGUUAGAUUACCUGAAGCAGAGCAAAGAUGAGUACACAAUAGUCACUUUUGUUGGGAAGAUUGCAGACCUUGCUGAAAAAUAUGCCCCAAACAAUCAGUGGUUUAUCCAGACCAUGAAUGUGGUAUUCUCUAUUGGAGGAGAUGUGGUGCACCCAGAUAUUCCUCACAACUUCCUCAGGCUCCUGGCGGAAGGUUUUGAUGAUGAAAAGGAAGAUGGCCAUUUGAAACUUUAUGCAGUUCAGUCUUAUCUUGCUUUGCUGGAGACAGAGAAUGCAUAUUAUCCUCAGCGCUUCCUGCAGGUUAUCAGCUGGGUGCUAGGAGAAUAUGCCUAUCUGGCAGAAAACAGACCUAUGGAGUCUGUAAUGAGAAAACUAUUUGCCAUUCUUCAACAACACUCCGUUACCUCUGAAACUAAAGUCUGGAUUAUGGCUGCAGUCACAAAAUUGGCUGGUCUUAAUCCGCGUUCUUCAGUGGCUGAGGAAUUAAUUCAGGAAUAUAGCACCUGUCUGGACCCAGGCAUGAGGCAGCAUGCUUGUGAGUUAAAAGCACUGCAGGAGGACAUCACACUCAUGCAGAGACUGUUCCCACUCAACUCCAGCUGCAAAGAGUUAAUGGUGGAUGCUUCUCUCUCCUUCUUGGAUGGAUAUGUAGCGGAUGCGCUUGGUAAAGGUGCAGCGCCCUACAAACCUCAUCACCAACGGCAGGAGGAAAAAAUGUCUAGAGAAAAAGCCCUGAACUUGGAGCCGUAUGGUAUGUGUUUCUCUGGCUUGCCUUCUGUUGGUGCUGCUGAUGGGUAUUCACCUUCCGCAAUCUCUGUCGUGUCUGGGGUCUCCGGGAACAGUGCAGAAACUGGGCAAAAGGAAGAAAGUCACCUUAAGCUUCGUGAUGUGAAGAAACUGUGGGGAAAGGAAGGUUACCUCUUGAAGAAGGAAAAUAAAGUGGCUAAGCCUGAGCAUAUUUCUCCACCCGUGGAGAGUGAUAUUUCAUUAGGUGAUGAAGAGAAGCCCCCAGGAAAUCCCUCUGACCCGUUGACUCCAUCCUUGACUGAAGAAGAGAAGGAACGGCAGCAGUUGGCCUCCACGUUGUUUGUGGGACUUGGUUCCAAUGCUGUCAGUCUGAUGGGUAAAGCAGAGCAAACCACACAGAAGUUUAAAAGAAAAUCGAAAGCUGGUGGAAAUAAAGUCUCUGACAAAGAAGAAUGUCUCGGUAACUGGUCACCCUCCUUGUCCCCUGCUGGUGGUCUGAAACACACGCAGCAGAUGUUAGGUAGUUCUAAAUUAUUAUUACCCUCGGAAGAAUCUCCGUACGGACUAGAGGAAGAUGCAGUUGGCGGGAAACUCACAUCUAUGUUUGCGAACACCAACCUGGAUGUCAUUUUACCUUCAGAAUCCUCAACUCUUGGCCAUGACUUGCUGCUAACACCUACAUUGCCUCCAGAGCUCUCUCAGUACCCGCACUCAGCAAUCACAGAGAUCGUGGGUAGUAAAUCGCUGACAAUGCACUUGUGUAAAAUAUGGAAAGCUGACAGUCUGCUGCUUUCAUUUUGCUUUGUGAAUAAGACACCUUUGAUAAUUAAAAAUAUCAGAUUGACAAUGGAAGAGUCUCCAAAGCUUAUGGUUUCUCGGAGUCUUCUUUGCCAAGUAUCACAGCUAGAGGCACACAGUUUGCACUAUUGCUCGGGUAGCGUACAGAUGUCCCAACCAUGCACCAAAGAAGCUUUAACCGGCUGCCUCAGUUAUCGCACACAACAGGAGGGGGAUCAUCAACUCAACUUCUCUGUAGAUUGUGUUCUGAAAGAUUUUAUCAGGCCGUUAAGGAUUUCCACUGAAGAGUUCGGCAAAACAUGGCUCUCUCUUUCUAAUGAUGUGAAACGAGUAAUAAAGAUAAAUCCUGUCCGGGAGUCUCUGUCUGGAGUUCUUCAUAUCUUGCAGAAGAAACUAAAUCUUCAUGUUGUGGAAGUUGUAGGUGAUGAAGGAAUUGCUGCAUGCCAACUGCUCCAGUUAGCGCCUUGUCUCUUGCACUGCUGCCUCCAAGAAGGAAUAUUGACUUUAUGGUGCAGAUCCCCGUCUACUGGCAUACCAGAAGAAUUAGUCCACCAGUGCCAGAAAGAACUAGAGGAGCUCUACAGAUAGAAGUGAGAUACUGUCAGUUGGCUCGCAAAGUUUACAUGGCUGUACCGAUUGUUAC
Molecule: messenger RNA, 3462 nt
Organism: Spea bombifrons (plains spadefoot toad)
Lineage: Eukaryota; Metazoa; Chordata; Amphibia; Anura; Pelobatidae
Gene: AP4E1
Product: adaptor related protein complex 4 subunit epsilon 1
Exons: 21
Coding region: 63-3407 (1114 amino acids)
Biological process (GO): receptor-mediated endocytosis; intracellular protein transport
Cellular component (GO): membrane coat; AP-4 adaptor complex
Molecular function (GO): cargo adaptor activity
Source: RefSeq, a predicted model, not a curated record